UGUAGCUCUUGAUUAAAAAAGAGUUGAUGUGCGGUAGUUCCGCACGAAUUUUUGUUUCCUUUGCCAAAAUAGAUAGAAAAAAAAAUGUUUCUCACAUCGAAUGUUUUGCUCAUUAAAAUGGCAAUGUUUAAUUGCUGGGAAAAAAAUGUAUUUUUAAUUAUUGCUCGGCAAAGUGUCGGAUCGAAUGAAAGACAUUUUUCAGCGGCAAAUAGCUCAAAUUGGCAUUUUAUGUAUAUGGUGUGUGACAGCCAAGGUCAUUGCUACAUACAUACAUGCAAACACAAAAAUCGAUAAAAAUGAUGCUCUAUUGUUGGUAUGAAGACCGCAACGCCAAAUCGGCAAAUUUUGUUUAUAUUCUGAUGUUUUUGCUUUGUCUACUGCAACCGAUUUUAAAACAAACACAUCAAAUUUGUUGGCAAACUAAAUCAUCAAACAAAAUCUCGAGCGCUCGACUCUAAUCGGAAACCAGAUAUUGCAACAACAAUGUGUACAUUGCGUCAUUUGUUUACAUCUUAAGGAAGCACGAAUGUUGUUGCUUUUUUAUCAUAUCAUAGUGUGCACAGAGGUUAUUUCAUAACAUAUUCGAAAAUAUUUCAUAACAUAUCUAAAUCAAUGAACAGUUAACUUUUUGUUUGAUUUUGGUUUCAGCUUCUCAGCUGUGCUGUUUUAAUAAAUUCAUAAAAAGUAUCGCAAAUUUGAUGGAUUUCAUAAGUUUAUUUGAUCCAAACGAUUCGAUUGAGUCGAAUAACAAUCAAAAGAAUGAUGGCUACAAUCAUGGCAAAAAGACUUUUCGAAAAAAGAACAAAAAGAAGAAGGCAACGCUACAGCAGCAAACCGAUCAAUUGCAGCAAGACGAGGACAAUGUAAAUAUUGUAUUAGAUUUUGGACUAGAUCAAUUGCCGCCAGAACCUCAACUCGGUAAUAUUGAAUACAAAUUGAAAUUGAUCAAUACAUCGUCGCAGCGCUUCGAACAUCUGGUGACACAAAUGAAAUGGCGACUGAGAGAGGGUAAAGGUGAAGCAGUUUACGAAAUUGGUGUUCUUGAUUCGGGUGUUUUACAUGGUUUGAAUAAUGCUGAUAUGGCAGCGUCGUUGGAUACACUGAAAAAAAUGGCCAAUAAAUUGGGCGCAACGACAACAAUACUUCGUCGAAAAGUCGUGUCAACAAAGCGUUCGGUGGCCGAAGUUCUGGUCCGAAAAAUACCUGACGAUCAGAACAGCAUUGAAAUACGUGUCAGUGUGGUGGGCGGUGUGAACGCAGGCAAAAGUACAUUGUUGGGCGUUUUAACGCAAGGUGAAUUGGAUAAUGGACGAGGAUCGGCUCGAUUAAAUAUGUUCCGUCAUCGGCAUGAAAUUCAAUCGGGCCGAACAUCAUGCAUAUCACACGAAUCACUUGGUUUUGAUACGCAGGGAAAUGUUAUAAAUUUGUCAAUGGAUAUGAUGACAGCCGAAGAAAUAACCGAGAACUCAAGCAAAUUGGUCACAUUUAUGGAUUUGGCCGGCCAUCGAAGAUAUUUGAAAACAACGGUUCAAGCACUAACUGGUUAUCAUCCACAUUUUUCAAUGUUGGUGGUCAGUGCCGAAGGUAUCAAUAGCAUGACUUAUGAACAUUUGGAUUUAAUUCAAGCGCUCGACAUGUCUUACUUCAUUGUUGUGACAAAAAUCGAAAACAUUUCGCCCGAUGCCACUCUGACCAAACUGAAAUCAAUCAUUGGAUCGGUUGAGUGUCGCAAAAUGCCAUUUUUGAUACAAACAAAUGAUGAUGUCAUUACGGCUGGCGCACGACAAUUUCCCGAACAAAUUGUGCCUAUCUUUUAUGUAUCAAAUGUGACGGGUGAAGGUUUGGAUUUAUUGACACGUUUCUUAUUCUUAUUAUCGCCCGGCAUUAGCAAUGCCGAAAAAGAGCGGUUGGAACAAGAACCAUGCGAAUUUAUUGUUGAUGAAAUUUUCAAAAUUAAUGGCAUUGGUUCGGUUGUCGGUGGCUUGUUGGUGAAAGGUGUUCUCACAGAAGAUACUCAAAUGCAAAUUGGACCGCUACAAGAUGGCUCUUUCUAUCCGGUUACGGUACAAUCGAUUCAUCGAAAUCGGGCACCGUGUCGAAUGGUUCGGGCAGGCCAAAGUUCAUCAUUGGCAUUUGUACAAGAUGAAAAUCUACCACCACUUAGGUCAGGCAUGAUAUUACUUCAUUCAGAUCAAUAUACACCCAGUGCUGCUGAUGUUGUCGAACCGUAUGGAUCUUGGUUCUUUCAAGCGAAAAUCUCGGUUUUGUAUCAUGCAACAGCAAUUUAUGAAGGCUUUCAAACAACCGUGCAUAUUGGAAGCAUUCGACAAACGGCGGUCGUCGAGGGAAUCAUGGGAUGCGGUAAAAUUGGAACGAAUGAACAGGCUUCAGUUCUAUUUCGAUUCAUGUGCCAUCCGGAAUACGUAAUACCUGGCCAACGCAUUCUAUUCAGAGAGGGAAAAAACAAAGGCAUCGGCUAUGUCACACAAGCUUUCCCCAUUAAUACACAGCGUGCAAAAUAAUUUUUUUUUUCUCCGAUU
Messenger RNA from Contarinia nasturtii (swede midge), 2540 nucleotides. RefSeq names its product GTP-binding protein 2. The transcript is spliced from 2 exons. Bases 699 to 2522 code for a protein of 607 amino acids. Gene Ontology annotation, molecular function: GTPase activity; GTP binding; translation elongation factor activity. Lineage: Eukaryota; Metazoa; Arthropoda; Insecta; Diptera; Cecidomyiidae. Gene Ontology annotation, biological process: translational elongation. The record is from RefSeq and is a predicted model, not a curated record.